Molecule: messenger RNA, 2121 nt
Organism: Parascedosporium putredinis
Lineage: Eukaryota; Fungi; Ascomycota; Sordariomycetes; Microascales; Microascaceae
Source: the annotation of a GenBank genome assembly
AUGGAGUCAUUAGCGAGGAUUUCCUCGCUCCUCGAGAGCGCCCGGGAGCUCACCCUCGAUGCCGCGCAGGCGACACGGAGCUCCCGAAACUCGCGACCUCUCGACCGAACCCAGAUCAAGAAACUGCUCGACAGUAGAAACGAGCGAGAUGUCCUCGACGACGCCCAAGUACGAGCCCUAGCCCUCAAGACCAUGUCGGGUAUUCGAGUCCCCGUAAUCAGUCAGAUCGUGUCUCUUGCCAUCAAAAAGGGCGUCGCCGAUAUGAGUCCCUACGUUCGUCGAGCUGCUGCACUAGCGAUACCGAAAUGCUAUCGGCUUGAUCCAAGCCAAGAACCGCAGCUUGUAGACUACCUCACGACCCUUCUAGGCGAUAAACAGUAUUAUGUCGCUGGUGCCGCCGUCAUCUCCUUCAUGGAGAUGUGCCCUGAGCGCAUCGAUCUCAUCCACAAAAAUUACCGAAGCCUGGUCAAAAAGAUUGUUGACAUGGAUGAGUGGGGACAGCUCGCCACACUUCGCAUGGCGGCAUACUAUGCAAGGAAAUGUUUCCCGAGGCGGACCCGAAAGGCUGGUCUGGCUGAGAAAUCUGGCCAAGCGGCAGAUUUGCAAGGCUUCUAUGAUGAUACGGGGGUCGAGACGAACAGCUCCGAAGUCAUCCUAGAUCCCGACCUCCAACUCCUUUUAAACUCUAUAAAGCCCCUCCUCCAGAGCAGAAAUUCGGGUGUGGUAGUGGCGGUGGUGAGGUGCUACGCCGAACUUGGAACCAGGGAGUACGUCAAGCUCGCCAUCGGGCCCCUAGUUGCGCUCCUACGCGGCGCCUCAGAUAUCCAGCAGGUGGCCCUCUACAACGUGGUGUCAAUUUGCCUUCGAUGGCCAGAGGACUUUGUAAAGUAUGCGAACCAUUUUCUCGUUCGCGAUUCGGAUAGCACGGCCGUAUGGGAACUCAAGCUUGAGAUUCUCACCCUCAUCUUUCCACACAGCAACGCUCAUAUCAAGAGCCUGAUUCUUCACGAGCUAGAACACUUUUCCCGUGGCUCCUCAAAUCCCUUGUUGGUAAGGGAAUCUGUGCGAGCUAUAGGACGCUGCGCGCAGGCUGACAGCUCUAUGGCGACCCGGUGCCUUCGGCUUCUCCUGGGCCAAAUUGCAAGCCUUGACGGACGGUUAGCAGCUGAAUCUCUCACCGUGAUCCGACACCUUAUCCAGCAAGACCCUGAGGGCCAUGUAGGCACUGUAGUUCGCCUAGCGAAGAAUCUUGACAGCGCGACGGAUCCCCAGGCUCGCGCAACAAUCAUCUGGCUCGUUGGCGAGUUUGCUGGCUUGCGCGGGGAGGAUAACAUUGCAGCAGACGUCCUUCGGAUCCUUCUCAAAGACUUUGCGACGGAAUCAGAGGCAGCGAAACAACAAAUUGUCCUGCUAGCAGCCAAGGUCUAUCUCCACCACAUCAACCGUAUCAACGAGAAAAAGGAGCUAGAUGAGGGAUCAGGAGAGAAGAUUACGGAACUCGACCCGCCAGUAUCUCCAGACGAAGACAAUAACCAACUCGCGAAGCUCUGGGAAUAUGCCUUGCUCCUCGUCCGCUACGACGUUUCCUACGACCUCCGAGACCGCGCGAGGAUGUAUCGAGCCCUUCUCGCGGUCCCGCAGCUCGCUACGCUCAUGCUUCUAGCCCCAAAGCCUGCGCCACAAGCGCCCAUUCUCGCCGGUGGGGGUGGAAUCCAUGGUCUCAAGGGCUACACCCCUUUGCCAGAUUGGGUAAAAGCGGGCCACGAGCCUGACCCAACCCUGCGGAAUAACGGACUGCCCACAGAAAGCUAUGGCGAGAGUAAAGGUGUUGUCCCUGCCAGCCAGAGAUUGGACAAUAUGGCGUCCAAGGGGAGCAGUGUCUCGCCUACCAUUAAGAACGGCGAUGCCGUCGGGUCAAAGACGCUGGAUGAUUGGUUGGCGGAAGACGAGGGGCAAGAGGAGGAGAGCUCCGAAGAAGAAGAAGAACUCGACGAUGACGACGAGGAAGAGGAGGAGGAGGAAGACUCGGAAGAGGGUGAGGAUGAGGAUGAGGAGGAAUCUGGUGAAGAAGACUACGAAGAGGAGAGUGGUGGGGAAAAUGAUAGGUUAGUCAAGAGCUAA